CCAUGGGCCUCGACUAGCAUCGUUAAUUCUACAUGCAUCUCUUGACGUUUUGUUUAGAUUACCAAUCAAGACAAAUACUUAAGGAGAUCCGAGAAACAAGUUUGAAGAAAUAAUACUAUUAUUUUAUUUUAGCUUUGGACACUUAAUUAAUUUGUUAAAAAGAAAACUCAAUAUGUCGUCCUCUGUGCACUGCCAAUUGUGGAUGGGAAGUUUGGAGCCAUACAUGACCGAAAACUUUAUAAUCGCUGCGUUUCGGAAAAUGGGCGAGGAACCUACGACAGUGCGCUUAAUGAGAAACAAAUACACCGGCGAGCCUGCCGGCUACUGCUUUGUCAACUUUGCCACAGAUGAGAGUGCCAUGGAUGCGAUGCAUAAACUUAAUGGCAAACCAAUACCUGGAACUAAUCCAAUCGUUCGCUUCAGAUUAAAUAGCGCCAGCAAUUCGUAUAAACUACCCGGGAAUGAGCGAGAAUUCAGUGUAUGGGUGGGUGACUUAAGCUCAGAUGUUGAUGAUUAUCAGUUGUAUAAGGUUUUUUCUACAAAAUAUACCUCUAUCAAAACCGCUAAAGUCAUUUUGGAUAGCUCGGGAUUUUCGAAAGGCUACGGCUUCGUAAGAUUUGGAAUUGAAGAUGAACAGAAAUCUGCUUUAUAUGAUAUGAACGGAUACAUUGGAUUAGGCACAAAACCUAUUAAAAUUUGCAACGCUGUGCCAAAACCAAAGAAUGAGCUGGGCGUUGCUCUUGGUACAACUAGUAAUUAUGGUUAUGGCGGUGGUGGUAUUGGCGGUGCGUCGACCACUGCAGCAGUAAGUGCAGACUAUUCUCAAUAUUAUGAUCCAACAAGCACAUAUUGGCAGAAUUACAACUCUUGGCAAGGAUACUAUGAUCAAAGUGGCGCAGGGGCUAUGACAGAUCCAAACAACACUUACUAUCAACAAUCAAUGGCUCAGUCGCAUGCAAAUCCGCAAACAUUGGCUCAGCACGCAGAAGCGUGGAGCGCCCAACGCACAGCUCAAUACGAGCAACAAGCAGCAGUUGCUGCCGCAACCAGUGUACCCAGCGUCAGUGAGGAUGAUGACUAUGCUUUAGUAGAGCACAAGUAUACUUUAGAUAUUGAGAAGUUGAAUCGGGAGACAUUGGAUGCCGAUCGGCUACUGUAUGACGCCCUUGAAAGUUCAAAAUGGCUACCACUUGAGCAAUUAGAAACAUACUAACCAAACUUUUUUAGAUAUUGACAACUUUAGAUAUAUCUGUCAUUCCUGGCAAAAAAUAAAUAUAUUAGCAUGGA
This is a messenger RNA of Anastrepha obliqua, 1287 nucleotides long. It is a transcript of the gene Secp43, whose product is annotated as tRNA selenocysteine 1-associated protein 1. The transcript has 2 exons. The record is from RefSeq and is a predicted model, not a curated record. Gene Ontology annotation, molecular function: RNA binding. Lineage: Eukaryota; Metazoa; Arthropoda; Insecta; Diptera; Tephritidae. Bases 173 to 1213 code for a protein of 346 amino acids.